This is a messenger RNA of Trichoderma harzianum CBS 226.95, 591 nucleotides long. RefSeq lists its product as hypothetical. Lineage: Eukaryota; Fungi; Ascomycota; Sordariomycetes; Hypocreales; Hypocreaceae. Bases 1 to 591 code for a protein of 196 amino acids. The transcript has a single exon. The record is from RefSeq and is a predicted model, not a curated record.
AUGGAUCAGCCCCAUCGUCUACAGCCUAUCCCUCCAAACCAACUCACUGCUGAUCAAAGGGCUCUAUUUGAUGAUAUUGUUGCGUCUAUUGGUGUAGACUUGGAUGCUACACAUUCUUUUGUUACCCAAAAUGAAGAGGGAGCCUUUGUUGGACCGUUCAAUGGCUGGAUUCAUUCACCUAUUACGGGAGCUGCAAUUUGGAAUGUCAUCAAAGAAAUGAGACGAGACGAGAAGCUGCCACAGAAUCUACGACAAAUUGCUAUUGUUACGACUGGAUCACAUUUUAAAGCCAAUUACGAAGUAUACGCCCACGCAUCGAUGGCACGACAAUACUUUUCCGAGGAGCAAGUCAAUGCUCUGGCCACUGGGGCACUUCCUCACGGGUUCAAGUCAGAAGAGGAGUUGGUAUACAAGUUUACAAAGGGACUAGUGCAAGGGGGCCCUCUGGCCGAUAACAUAUACGCAGAGGGGGUUAAAGUUCUUGGUGAAGACAAAGUCAUUGAGCUGAUUCUUUUGGUUGGGCUGUAUUCGUUGGUUUCUAUGUGCCUAAAUGGAUUCAAUGUUCCUGUGCCAGCCACACCACGGAACUAG